Messenger RNA from Drepanopeziza brunnea f. sp. 'multigermtubi' MB_m1, 1119 nucleotides. RefSeq lists its product as uncharacterized. NCBI's taxonomy places the organism in Eukaryota, Fungi, Ascomycota, Leotiomycetes, Helotiales, Drepanopezizaceae. Gene Ontology annotation, molecular function: 2-oxoglutarate-dependent dioxygenase activity. The record is from RefSeq and is a predicted model, not a curated record.
AUGGCCGCACUUUUGAAUCAACCCCCGACAGAAGGACCCCACCGCUCCCUCGACGCAGCCCUCGAAGCCCAGCAGUACCUGCAAUCUCGUCUCUCAAGCACCACCGACAGCCCCUCUUUCCGCUCAAUCCCCAUAAUUGAUCUUACAAAAUCCUUCUCCUCCUCUCUAACGGAAAGGCAAGUUGUAGCUAAAGAGAUCAACGAGGCGUGCACCAAAGUGGGAUUCUUCUUCAUCACCGGACAUGGAAUACCAGAUGGAGUUUGCAACGAUGUAUUGAAGCUUGCGAGGAGGUUCUUCCAUGAGUUGCCACAGGAGUCGAAAGAAGAACUACACAUGAGGAAGAAUGAAUACUUUCGGGGCUAUGAGCCAGCCGAAUCUUCGUCUAGCAAUGACUUCACAAGUAAAGAGUCGAAGGAGGCGUUCAACUGGGGCUAUGAAUCUGGGCUGGACCCAACGGGUGGUGAUGGAAAGUAUGUGGAAUUGGAUGGGAAGCCCGAAUUCGCGGUGAACAUGUGGCCGAAAGAAACCGAACUGCCUGGGUUCUACGAAGGAAUUGCGAAAUACUAUGGACAUGUUCUCCAACUGUCAAGACACCUGUUUCGCCUCUUUGCCCUCUCAUUAGCUCUGUCUGAGGAUUAUUUCGACCCCAUGAUGACACACCCGGGAGGAAUUGCACGAUUGAUCCGCUACCCACCAAGUACCAAUUCUAAGCCUCUGUCUGAAGUCAACGAAGACGAAGAGAUUGGUCUCGGCGCCCACUCCGAUUACGAAUGCUUCACUCUCCUGCUGCAGGACUCCAAUCCCGGUCUUGAGGUUCUGAGCCCAGAUGGAAGAUGGGUCGGUGCUGAGCCCGUACCGGGAGCAUUCGUGGUCAAUGUUGCGGAUUUCCUGAUGCGAUGGACAAAUGGAGUCUACAAGAGUACAAUCCAUAGGGUGGUCAACCGGACUGAUGAAGAGAGAUACAGUAUCCCACUGUUCUUCUCCAUCAACUACGAUGAGACGGUGGAGACGCUCCCCUCGUGUGUCAGUGAGGGGUGCCCAUCUCUGUACCCGCCGAUCACGGCCGGGAGAUACGUACUGGAUAGGUUAUCUCUGACCGUGAAGACUGGCAAGUACUAA